CAUCCCGACUUGGCGGCCACAGCCACACCAGGCCGAGCAACCUCUCCUCACGCCUCGCCAUGGAGGCCCUCACCGCGACGCCUCGGGCGCUCUUCCCGCGCGCAUCCCCUGCGGCAGCGGCAUUGAUGGCAACGGCGAGACGGACGCCAUCGGCCCGGCGUCGCUGCGCCGCUCCUGUCAGGGCCUCCGCGGCGGCCGCCGAGCCGGCCGGGGACGAUGGCGCGGCGGCGGCAGCGCCCAAGAAGGUCCUGAAGAAGAAGCCGGUCUACUCGAUGAAGAAAGGGCAGAUUGUGCGCGUGGACAAGGAGAAGUACUUGAACAGCAUCAAUUACCUGUCAGUUGGGCAUCCGCCCUUCUACAAAGGCCUGGAUUACAUCUACGAAGACCGCGGCGAGGUCUUGGACAUCAGAAUCUUUGAAACCGGAGAAUACGCCCUGAUCGCGUGGGUGGGGAUUCCGACACCACCGGCAUGGCUACCAACUUACAUGCUCAUCAAGUCGGACAAGCUCGACUACGAGAGGAUAUGAUGGCCGGCCUGGCAGGAGGCCUUCAGUUCAACGAUUCAUGCCAUCGCCAUGCCACAUGUUCAGUCUCGUCAGGACACAGUGUUGUACAUAGAUGCAAAUGCCAACACGGUCGAGAUUGCUGUACUGCACUUGUGAUUAUAAACUCACAUUUUUAAAUUACUUUUGUGCCGAUACUGAAGACUCUGAAAUUGAAUGGACAGGUUCCAGCACAGAAAA
Panicum hallii is the source of this 743-nucleotide messenger RNA. Its product is annotated as NAD(P)H-quinone oxidoreductase subunit O, chloroplastic. The record is from RefSeq and is a predicted model, not a curated record. Lineage: Eukaryota; Viridiplantae; Streptophyta; Magnoliopsida; Poales; Poaceae. Gene Ontology annotation, cellular component: plasma membrane. The transcript is spliced from 6 exons. Gene Ontology annotation, molecular function: oxidoreductase activity, acting on NAD(P)H, quinone or similar compound as acceptor. Bases 60 to 527 code for a protein of 155 amino acids.